AUGGCUAUUCGAUUGCAGUCUUACCGGCAUCUGUCCUCCUUGCUUCUGUUUAUAACAGCAUCCGCGGCUACAGCCUCUCCUCUCAUCUCCCACCAAUUCAGUCACCCCUCUCCCACCUCUGCUGAUCGUCAUUCCACCAUCGUCAGCCAUUCGAACGAGCAGUACAAUGGUCGUCGCAGGCUCGUGCUGCCGUCGCAUCUGGCUCGCCCGCACUCCACGGACGACACAGAGCUGCCGUGCGGCGACGCUUGGCAGCACAACUACACCGCCUUCCACACCUCCGCCCGCGCUGCGGCGCGCGAUCCGUCGGCGCGGGCGCAGGAGAAGGCGGAGCUGCGGUACCUGACGUUCACGUGCACGCCGGGGCUGUGCGGCGGGAUCGGCGACCUGCUGAUCGGGCUCGUGUCGUCGUUCCUGCUGUGCGUGCUGCAGGAUCGCAUCCUCAUCGUCGACUACCCCUGGAUGCUGCACGCCUUCGAACCGAAUCACAUCGACUGGCGCCUCGGCGACGACGUCCCCAUGGACCCCGCGCGCCCCUUUCCGCCGGGCCCGCGAGACAGGCGCAGGCGCGGGCAGGCAGACCCGAACGAGGUGCAGGAGGGGGAGGUGCUCCGCGUGAAUCUGCACAACCGCGACCUGCCGAGCAACGUGACGGAGUUCUUCGAGCGCAUGCGCGCCGCGAGGAACAUCAGGCUCAUGUGGAACCGCGGGCUGCUGGUGCGGCUGUACGAGGAGGACGGUGCCUGGUGGCACGAGCUGCACAGACGAGGGCUUAGACUGCCGUCCGCAUUCGGGUGCAUUCUGCGAUACCUUAUCAUGCCGACGCCAGGGGUGCGGCACAUGGUGCGAGAGGGCAUAGCGCGGCUGACGUACCCGGGCACGGCGUCCAUCUGCAUCCACGUGCGCACCAGCGACAUCUCCACGUGGGAGCAGCCCAAGGUGGGCGAGAAGGUCAAGCCGCGCAAGGAGAACGUCAAGCGCCUCCUCAAGGGCUCCCAGCGCCUCUUUUCCUGCGCUCAGAAGCUGGAGGACUACUGGUAUUCGAGUGACGCCCCAGGCAUGGCAGUCAAGUGGGUGCUCAUGAGCUCGUCGCUUGGACUCAAGCAGGCUGCACAGAGGAAAUAUGGCAGUAAGAGAACGAAAGAGAGAGAACGAGAGAGAGAGAGAGAGUACGAGAGAGAGAGAACGAGAGUGAUAGAACGACAAAGAGAGAACGAGAGUGAGAGAACGACAGAGGGAAUACGAAAACGAGAGAACGAGAACGAGAGAACGAGAGAGACAGAACGGAAAAGAGAGAACGAGAAAGAGAUAAAGAGAGAGAGAGAGAGAGAGAGAGAGAGAGAGAGAGAGAGAGAGAGAGAGAGAGAGAGAGAGAGAGAGAGAGAGAGAGAGAGAGAGCGAGAACGAGAGAGAGAGAACGAGAACGAGAGAGCGCGAACGAGAGAGAUAGAACGAGAACGAGAGAGAAAGAAAGAGGGAGAGAGACAUAGAGAGAGAGAGAGAGAGAACAAGAGCACGAGAGAGAUAGAACGAGAAUGUAAGAGAGAGAGAGAACGAGAGAACGAGAGAGAUAGAACGAGAGAGAGAGAGAACGACAUGCUGCUCGGGUCGAGUUAA
Messenger RNA from Closterium sp. NIES-65, 1617 nucleotides. The record is from the annotation of a GenBank genome assembly. NCBI's taxonomy places the organism in Eukaryota, Viridiplantae, Streptophyta, Zygnematophyceae, Desmidiales, Closteriaceae.